ACUGAUAAAAUCCAGUAUAAAAACACCACGGAGGAUCCACCAAAAGUCAGACAAUCUUCUGCUUCAUUCCAGCAAACAUCCAGCUCUACAAACAAACCCCCCCCAAAAACAUCCAUCAUGAAAUUGUUGAUUGUUGUUGCUCUCUUCGCUGCGGCUUCCGCCAACGUCUUGCAAAAUCCUUGGCCUUUUACUGUUGUUACUCGCGGUACCAAAGCCGAUGCUGAAGUUAAGCCCGUCGCCAUUCUAAGAUCGAACAACGAUCUUAAAGAGGACGGAAGCUGGAGGCACAGCUUUGCCAGUGAGGAUGGAAUUCAGGUAGAAGCCAGCGGGUUCCAGAAGAGACUCGGACCGAAACCCGAGGACGUUGGAGCCGUUUCUCGUGGAUCUUAUUCUUACGUCACUCCCGAAGGUGUUGUGCUCACCGUUAACUGGACGGCCGAUGAGAACGGCUUCCAGGCUAAAGGUGAUCAUUUGCCCGUUGCCCCACCGAUGCCCGAACACGUUGUGAAGAUGCUGGCCGACCUGAGAGCUGCUGGCCGUCUUUAAACUUCAUUUAUUAAUGGACAUCCAUCGUUAGGACAACUGCUGCCAUCGACAAUUUCAAAAGCCUGCCAAACCCUUAGAUUUCGAAAAACAAUUGUACACAACAUGUACCAUAUAACGUUGGAAUCAAUAAAGAAUCCAACUGCUUUUCUAUAGA
Molecule: messenger RNA, 700 nt
Organism: Daphnia carinata
Lineage: Eukaryota; Metazoa; Arthropoda; Branchiopoda; Diplostraca; Daphniidae
Product: cuticle protein CP14.6-like
Exons: 3
Coding region: 118-546 (142 amino acids)
Cellular component (GO): chitin-based extracellular matrix
Molecular function (GO): structural constituent of chitin-based larval cuticle
Source: RefSeq, a predicted model, not a curated record